Molecule: messenger RNA, 486 nt
Organism: Prunus armeniaca (apricot)
Lineage: Eukaryota; Viridiplantae; Streptophyta; Magnoliopsida; Rosales; Rosaceae
Source: the annotation of a GenBank genome assembly
AUGGCAAAAUUGCCGUAUUGGUUAUGCAAAUGGCAAAGUCUUGCAUUCACAAGUCAAGCUGAAGUGGUGGUCCUUGUUAGAUACAAAGAUGGAAGGAAAGAAACUAGAAAGCUGACCAGUCUGCGUAAAGAAACGCAAAUGGGAAAGCCUUAUGUCUUGGGUCUUUUUAGAGUCUCGAGUGUUGAGUGGGGGAAUUGGUGUUGUCUCCUUGCACCAGGAAGGCUGAUAACGUUCCCAAAGACUAGCUUCUCUUCUAAAAUCCCAUGUUCAUGCCAAAAACCUGCAAUUCUCAGUGGAAAAAUCUGCAAUCUUAUCCACGCUAACUGCAGCCCUGCAUUUGGAUGGGGAAUACAUAAAUCUAUAAUAAGCGGUGGGGCUGCUAGUAGUAAGGUGGUAAUGGGGUGGGAGGAGAGUGGUGGUGGAAUUGGCGACAUCAAUGGGAUUGGGGUGGCAACAACGAUGGUUGUGGGGGGAUGGUGGCGGUAG